CCCUCCCCCGGCGGGCGGGGCGCUGCCGUGUGUGCGGCGCUCCGGGAAGCCCCGAGCGGAGCCGGGCAGGAGCAUGGCGGGCUGGGGCCGGGCGCUGCUGGCGCUGCUCGUGAUGGUGCAGCCCGCCUGGGCGACGGACCCGUAUAGAGAAGAGUGCAGGAGUAAAAUGUACCCUCCUUCAGGACCAACGUUCAAAGGGAAUAUACCUACAUACGUCAUAAAUCUUGRUUUACCUCCCAGCAAAAGGUGGGAUGACUUGAUUCGUGACAAAAAAACAGAGCUGAAGACUGUGGUCCAGAAUAUCAAAGAUAUAGCAAAUACCUUCUUCCCCAGUGGCAAAAUUGUUGACAUAGUGGAUCACAAAAUAGCGCAUCUGACUGCCACACUGCCUUAUCCUUUCAAUGAAGAACUCCAAGGGAUUGCAAAUUCAUCUGGGAUUCCUUUGGGGGAAAUUGUUAUUUUUAACGUCUUUUAUGAAAUUUUUACUGUAUGUACAUCAAUAGUGGCAGAGGAUAAAACAGGGAAAUUGUACCAUGCCAGAAACUUGGAUUUUGGACUCUUUCUAGGGUGGGAUGUUAAGAAUAAUUCCUGGACGUUAACUCGGGAACUGAAGCCUUUAGUGGUACUCUUGGACUUUCAGAGAAACAACAAAACAGUGUUCAAAUCRACAAAUUUUGCAGGAUACAUAGGCAUGGUGUCUGGAGUCAAACCGAACUUGUUCACUCUGACAAUGAAUGAGCGUUUCAGUCUUGAUGGUGGUUAUGUGGGAAUCUUCGAAUGGUUUCUUGGUAGAAGAGAUGGUAUGUGGAUGGGCUUUCUUACAAGAACAGUAUUAGAGAAUGCUACAAGUUACCAAGAUGCAAAAGACAAACUGGCAAAAACAAGACUGCUGGCUCCAGCUUACUUUAUUCUGGGUGGAAAAAAUUCUGGAGAAGGGUGUGUGAUAACUCGAUCCAGGACAGCUGCUCUGGAUAUCUGGGACCUUGAUAUCAAGAAGGGCACAUGGUACGUGUUAGAAACAAACUACGAUCGCUGGAAGCCUCCACUGGUACUGGAUAAUCGCAGAGAACCUGCAAUGAAAUGCCUGAACCAGACAACACAAGAGAACCUCUCCCUACCAGCAAUUUAUGAUGUUCUCUCCACAAAGCCUGUCCUCAAUAAGCUGACUGUGUGCACAACGCUGAUGGAGGUGUAUAAUGGUCACUCAGAGACUUACCUGCGUGAAUGCCCAGAUCCCUGUAGUCCUUGGUAGCCCUGUACCUCUCCUGUGUUGGAAGCUGCUUGUCCAAAUUGGCAGUCCUCCACGAAAAAAUGCUUCUGGAAAGAGAUUGCUCAGGCUAACUCCUUUCUUCAGAAAUCUAAUGGCUCSAUAGAAAUGGCAAGCGCUUCUAACAAUGAAGGACCCUAUCACAGCAGACUUUCUUACUUUGUAACCAGCUGUUCUGCUGACAAGAAAUGUAUCCUCAUGACUGUCUGGUGUGAUUUUAGCCAUUUCUACCAAAUGAGUUCAGCAGUUAGUUCUAGAUCUCUUCAGUCUUGGCAGUAUUCUUGGUUUGUUGUUGGUUGUGGGUUUGUUAUUUUUKGGGGGUUUUGAUUUUUCGUUUAUUUAGAUUAAAAUCCUUGUAAAGCACACAAUUUAUAAUGGCACCUUCCAAGCAUCAAAAAUAAUUGGUUAUAAGAAGACCAUCUGAGACAAUACAAUUCUGUUAUUCUUUCUAGGAGACCUUAAGAUUAAUUGCUGUUGUUCUGGUAUAAUAUGAGGAUAUGUCUGAUAUGCCCUUUUAUAAAAUAACCUAGCAAGUGUCAUGUUUAGUCAUAGAAAUAAGGUCUUAGGGAAAUCUAAAACAAGAUCUGAGCCAAGAAUGUGCUGGCACUGAUGUAUAGCUCUUUUGCUGAAGCUCUUUCUGGCCUGUUCACAAAUGUGGUUUUUUAAUACAGCUUUUUCUGUUU
Messenger RNA from Malurus melanocephalus (red-backed fairy wren), 1950 nucleotides. It is a transcript of the gene ASAH1, whose product is annotated as N-acylsphingosine amidohydrolase 1. The transcript is spliced from 14 exons. Gene Ontology annotation, cellular component: lysosome. NCBI's taxonomy places the organism in Eukaryota, Metazoa, Chordata, Aves, Passeriformes, Maluridae. The coding region runs from base 74 to 1252 and encodes 392 amino acids. Gene Ontology annotation, molecular function: N-acylsphingosine amidohydrolase activity; fatty acid amide hydrolase activity. Gene Ontology annotation, biological process: fatty acid metabolic process. The record is from RefSeq and is a predicted model, not a curated record.